GAAAAUUGUUUAAAAUCGGAAGUUGGCGAUAAUUUCGAUAGAAUUUUUCUGCUUUGGUGAAAAAGACGCUCGCAGUGUUAUUGCAUAAAUACAUUGUGAACUCUAUGGACUUAUUGUGUCACUUAGCUAUGUGUUAUACUUGAAUCACAGACGAUCAGUGAAGUGAUCAGUUAAACUGACAAAUCCAUAUUUAAUUCGUGUGUAGCUGUGUAAUGAAAGAAACAUUUAACAAUGUCAGAUGGUACUGUUGAAUUAGCGGGUGUUGAUCGACCGACACGAUUUCAUGUGAACCCAGUAGAUCGGAUGAAAAAGGAAGCGGCCGCAGAGAUAUACCGGAAAAUCGUGGAAAAUGAUUGCGAAGCAAAUGAAAGCGACACGUUCCCGGAAGAGGUAGUGGCUGUGCGGCGAACAUCAAGAUUAUCGUCACUCAAAAGUAGUUUUAGAGAUAAAGAUAGACCGCCCAAGUAUAAAGAUCAGCAGACCACACGAUUUCAGGUCAAUCAAGAUGAUUCAGACUCAAAUUCAAAUGACGAAGAUCGCGAGGUAUUGCUUGAUAGUGAGUACGACACACGCUACGGUAAAAGUUUUCGACAUUUUACACGCGAAGCGUUACCUCGUUUGGAUAACUACAGAAACAUUCUAUCGAUUCAGGCGGCCCAUCGACCCACACUAGACGAACUGCAUAAUGCAACAAUGACAAAUAAGGUACACGGAACCCUACCGCGAAACGGCGAUGCGGAGGCAGGACUCAAUGUUGGCGUAAAAUUUGGUUGGAUACAGGGUGUGCUGAUAAGAUGCUUAUUGAAUAUUUGGGGUGUAAUGCUGUUCUUACGAUUGACCUGGGUCGUAGGUCAAGCUGGAAUUAUUGAAGGAAUUUUACUAGUUUUAACGACAACGGCCGUCACAGGUAUUACUUCAUUGUCGAUGUCAGCGAUCAGCACAAAUGGUGUGAUUAAGGGAGGCGGAACGUAUUACAUGAUUUCAAGAUCGUUAGGACCAGAAUUUGGUGGUUCAAUUGGCUUAAUUUUUUCAUUGGCAAAUGUGGUUGCGUGUGCAAUGUAUGUCGUUGGAUUUUGUGAAUCAAUGAACGAUUUACUACGAUCGCUUGGUUGCAAAAUUAUUGAUAGCGGUGUGCAGGACACUCGCAUUAUCGGUUCGGUGACGAUACUGAUUUUGACGGUAAUUGUUGUUGUUGGCAUGGAAUGGGAAGCAAAGGCGCAAAUUGGAUUGCUUGUCAUUCUACUGGUGGCUAUUGGAGAUUACAUUAUCGGAUCAAUAAUUGGUCCAAAGAGUGAUGCAGACACUGCAAAAGGUUUCGUCGGCUUUAAUGCGCAAGUUUUCGCUGACAACUUGAAAACAAACUACCGGGAAGUUAACGGUGUGCAGCACAACUUUUUCUCAGUAUUUGCAAUUUUCUUCCCAGCUGCAACUGGUAUUUUAGCCGGAGCAAACAUUUCCGGAGAUCUGAAGGAUCCGCAAAAAUCGAUUCCGAAAGGAACGCUUCUGGCAGUAUUGAUAACAACAACCACCUAUAUCAUAAUGGUUUUAAUUGCUGGCGCCGUUGUUGUUCGCGAUGCCACCGGCAACGUUGAAGACGCCGUGAACGGAUCGCUAGCAUUUUUAGACUGUGCCAAUCAGACGUGCAAAUACGGUUUACAGAAUUCGUUUCAAAUCGUCGAACUGGUAUCAGGAUUCGGACCGUUCAUUUACGCCGGAUGCUUUGCUGCAACUUUGUCAUCAGCACUGGCUAGCUUAGUGUCAGCGCCGAAAGUGUUCCAAGCCUUGUGCAAAGACGACCUGUAUCCGAAAAUUAAAUGGUUCGCUCGUGGCUAUGGAAAGAAUAACGAACCGGUACGAGGAUAUGUUCUCACGUUCAUACUAGCCUCGGCAUUUAUUUUGAUUGGAACACUCGAUGCCAUCGCACCGUUGAUAUCCAAUUUCUUCUUGGCUGCUUACAUGCUAAUCAAUUUCAGCACGUUUCAUGCCAGUCUUGCCAAACCAAUCGGCUGGCGGCCCACUUUCAAAUACUAUAAUAUGUGGCUGAGUCUCCUUGGAGCGAUCUUGUGUGUUGCUGUUAUGUUUCUCAUCGAUCUGCUGACGGCUCUGCUCACAUUUGCAGCGGUUAUAGCUUUGUAUUUGAUUGUAUCUUACAGGAAGCCGGACGUGAAUUGGGGCUCAACAACCCAAGCGCAGACCUACAAAAAUGCGUUGAAUUCAGUCCAGCAACUGAACAACGUGGAAGAGCACGUCAAGAACUAUAGACCGCAGAUUCUUGCCUUAACCCAUCUGCCGAACACCAGACCGAUAUUAGUGGACUUUGCGCACAGUCUGACGAAAAACUUGUCGCUUCUUGUUUGCGGUCACAUCGUCAAAGGUGCCAAUACGCAAAAGCAUCGCAUUUAUCUGCAGCACAGAGCGGCUGACUGGUUCCAGAAGCACAAAGUCAAAGGUUUUUAUUCGUUGGUCGACGGCGAGGACUUCGAAUCCGGCGCACGGGCUUUGAUGCAAGCUACCGGCGUUGGUAAAUUGAAGCCAAACCUAUUGAUGAUGGGCUACAAAUUAGAUUGGAAAACAUGUCCCAGAUCCGAGCUGACGCAAUACUUCAACACUGUCCAUAAGGCAUUGGAUAUGCACCUAGCCGUUGCAAUACUGCGAGUACCCAAAGGACUCGAUUAUUCGCAAGUGUUGGGCGAAGAUGUACCGAUAAGUAUCUUUCAACUGCCGAAAACCAUUCCAUCGAACGAUAGUUCGGCCGAUCUGCAUGAUAAAUCGAAUAUUCAUGGUAGCUGUGACUCGUUGAGCCGGAACGUGUCUCAAGCUGACGAUUUCAGGUGUAGUAUUGAAAAGAGCAUAGACGAAGCGAAAGCUAGCAGUACAAGUGAUCUAUCGGGUACACCAAUCCCUGCUGUAUCUCGCGAUCAUGUGUCCGGUAUACCCGAUGGCCGUUCACAAUAUGUGCUGAACAACUACCUAAAAAAAUCGAAAAAACGGGCAAGCGACGCUUCCUUCUUAUAUAAAGCACCUGGUGGUGCUGAUUUGCCGAAAGAGACACUGCAUGAUCUGACUUUGUUCACCAGGAAACGAAGUAAUGCCGUGAUCGAUGUGUACUGGUUGUACGAUGAUGGUGGAUUGACGCUACUUCUACCAUACAUCAUAAGUACACGCCGAACGUGGAAUUCGUGCAAACUUCGUGUAUUUGCUUUGGCUAACAAGCAAUUCGAAUUGGAAUUCGAGAUGAGCGCUAUGGCUAGCUUGUUGGCCAAGUUUCGAAUCGAUUAUUCGGAUCUACAGCUCAUAUCGGAUAUAACGAAAAAGCCGCAAGAGUCGACGGUGCGGUUUUUCAAGGAAAUGAUUAAAGAAUUUAUGCAACCGGAUGAUGAUGGAAAUGCUGCAGAAACAAUAUCCGAAAGUGAUCUUCUGGGAGUGCAAGAUAAAACCAAUCGUCAUCUUAGGCUUAGAGAAUACGCCUUAGAAAAAUCGUCCAAAUCCGAUCUAGUGGUAAUGACGUUACCGAUGCCACGAAGAAAUAUCUAUUCCGCCCCAUUGUACAUGGCAUGGUUGGAGUGCUUGAGCAGGGAUCUGCCACCAUUUUUAUUCGUCCGUGGAAAUCAAACCAGUGUGCUAACAUUCUAUUCGUAGUUUGGCGCCGACAUUUUAUUUAUUUUUGUUUUGUAAAUUUUCGUUCUCUUAUAUUGUUCUGUUAAUCAGCAGAAGAGGUCUGGCGAGAUAUCGGACCAUAAACACGGCCACAUAUUUUUCUUUUGUUUUAUGUCACUUAACUAACAAUACAAUUUACAAUAAAUGAUUUAGCAAUAUUAAA
Bradysia coprophila is the source of this 3820-nucleotide messenger RNA. RefSeq names its product sodium chloride cotransporter 69 (gene Ncc69). Gene Ontology annotation, molecular function: sodium:potassium:chloride symporter activity. Gene Ontology annotation, cellular component: membrane. Gene Ontology annotation, biological process: potassium ion import across plasma membrane; chloride ion homeostasis; potassium ion homeostasis. NCBI's taxonomy places the organism in Eukaryota, Metazoa, Arthropoda, Insecta, Diptera, Sciaridae. The record is from RefSeq and is a predicted model, not a curated record.